CGUACUGGGUACAUCCACCGUCCUACUCGUACAGCCCAGCCUUCUCGCUCUCAAGCUACCAUCGCGCAGCGCCACCAGCGAGGCUCAGACCGCUUCCCUCGCGGCUCGACAGCACCAUCGCCAGCAUACCAACAACAUCCUACACGCCCUCUACCGGACGACAACAUGUGCUGGAUAAGCCUAACCCCCACCAAAAACAAACCCAAACGCCCUUCCUCAGACUGCUCCUCUGCGGAAAUCGUCCGCGUCCGCCAUAGCCCUCAACCGCGCUUCAGCGACCUCAGCGUCUCGCUCCCCAGCAGCGUAGCCUCUGCGCCAGACUACCACCACCACCACCUCCACCACCUCCACCACGACACUCUCCACCUGCACCCGCAUCUCCCCGAGCACUUACGACCGCACGCCCCUUUACCCCACGGUCUCCUACAGCACCACCACAGACAUGCCCAACUCCAUCCUUUCCACCCACUGCACCUGCACCCCCUCACACCGUUGCACGGUCCAGGCAGAAAGAUCAAGAUAGAGACACCGUGUCCUCCGCCGCCGAGUCGGCAUUCCUCGCGCCCACCUCCUCCCCCGCCAUCAGCACCCUGCAAGACAAGAGAGCCGAUCUACCGCACACAAAUCGUGGAGCCGGCGGCCGUGCGCGCGAUGACGCGGAGUGCGCUACGAGAUGUUAGGGUCAGGGGGAAAGUGAGGAAAGUGGGGGAUUAUGAGGUGGCGGGGAGGAGUGUGCCGUGGGAUUGGGAGUGUGUGAGUAGCGGGGUGGGAAGUAGUGUUGUCGGGCGUCGGGGUGGGAAGAAGGCGAAGAGGAAGAAGGGAGGGGGAGGGGGUUUGAAGUAUCCGCCUUUUGGGGGAAUGGAGCGCUGGCUGUGACGACGUGACUACAUGCAGGCAUGGAGAGUGACACAUGGUAGACACUCAGUGGAGAGGGCGGAGAGGGUAAUGGUAAUAUCUCUCGAUUCGAUAGCAUAUGGUGUGCGACUAGUAGUACUCCCUACAUUCCCCCUUGCAAUGACAAACGAUUAGCACAGCUCUAAGCCGGCACUGGAAAAGGCCUCCCAAACAGGAACCUAGGCAAAAUCAAGAUAGAC
Messenger RNA from Macroventuria anomochaeta, 1094 nucleotides. RefSeq lists its product as uncharacterized. NCBI's taxonomy places the organism in Eukaryota, Fungi, Ascomycota, Dothideomycetes, Pleosporales, Didymellaceae. Bases 166 to 876 code for a protein of 236 amino acids. The record is from RefSeq and is a predicted model, not a curated record. The transcript has a single exon.